AUGGCAGAGCGAGGCUUGGCUGCCCCUGACGAAAUCAGGACUGGCAGCAGCGGAGGAUUCUGGGAAAAGACUGUGCAGAUGGUCCAAAGUGUGGUCAACAUGAGCUCAGAUGUACAGCGCCAGUACUUCAGGGGGUUCUGCUACCAGGAGGCCGAGGGGCCCCGAGAGGUUUGCAGCCGACUGCAUAACUUUUGCCGUCAGUGGCUGAGGCCGGAAAUGCACACCAAAACUCAGAUCGUGGACUUGGUGAUCCUGGAGAAGUUCCUGGCUGUCCUGCCCCCGGAGAUGGAGAGCUGGGUUAGAGAAUGUGGGGCAGAGACCAGUUCCCAGGCGGUGGCCCUGGCGGAAGGCUUCCUCCUGAGCCAGGCGGAGGACGAAAAACAGGAAGUGCAGCAGGUGCAGGGACUUUCAGAGGUGGCUGCUGAGAUCCCUGAGGUAGAACACGCUACGUCAGGCACCGGACAGAGGCCUUGGGUCGAGAGCAUCGUGCAAGAGGGUGACAGCGCUGCCACAUCUCUGGGCGGGGAAAUGUCCCUGGAGCGUCAGCCCAGGCCUUUUCGUGGGGGAGCAGAAACAGUUGCUGGACAGCCACCAGGUCAGGGUCCGGUGACCUUUGAGGAGGUGUCUGUACAUUUCACGGAGGAAGAGUGGGCUCUGCUGGAUCCAGGCCAGAGGGCCCUGCAAUGGGAAGUCAUGGUGGAGAACUUCAGAAAUGUGGCCUCUCUAGGUGAUGACAGGGAGAGCAAAAUUGAGGGCAAACGGCAGAGGAGGAAAACCGAAGCAAAACAGAAUUGGAGGAAGAAAUUGUUUGCUUCCGAAAGCGCCGUGUUCCCUGAAAUUCCAGUCACUGAAUGUCACAAAGUAAACAAA
Elgaria multicarinata webbii is the source of this 870-nucleotide messenger RNA. RefSeq names its product zinc finger protein 213-like. The transcript has 5 exons. The annotation marks the transcript as partial. Gene Ontology annotation, biological process: regulation of DNA-templated transcription. NCBI's taxonomy places the organism in Eukaryota, Metazoa, Chordata, Lepidosauria, Squamata, Anguidae. The record is from RefSeq and is a predicted model, not a curated record.